Messenger RNA from Penicillium odoratum, 609 nucleotides. RefSeq lists its product as uncharacterized. Bases 1 to 609 code for a protein of 202 amino acids. The record is from RefSeq and is a predicted model, not a curated record. The transcript has 4 exons. Gene Ontology annotation, molecular function: FMN binding; NAD(P)H dehydrogenase (quinone) activity. NCBI's taxonomy places the organism in Eukaryota, Fungi, Ascomycota, Eurotiomycetes, Eurotiales, Aspergillaceae.
AUGGCACCCCGAGUCGCCAUCGUCUUUUAUUCGCUCUAUGGCCAUAUUCAGAAGCUAGCCGAAGCUGAGCUGAAAGGCAUUACCGCCGCUGGCGGCAACGCCGAUAUCUACCAGGUCGAAGAGACUCUUUCAGAGGAUGUUCUCAAAAAGAUGCACGCCCCGCCAAAGUCUUCUUAUCCUACAAUUGACGUCCAUAAACUGCUGGAGUAUGACGCGGUGCUAUUUGGCAUUCCAACCCGCUACGGCAACUUCCCUGCUCAGUGGAAGGCAUUCUGGGAUAGAACAGGUUCUAUCUGGGCCUCGGGUGGUUACUGGGGAAAAUACGCCGGGAUAUUCAUUUCAACAGGCACUAUGGGCGGAGGGCAGGAGUCAACUGCUAUCGCCUCUAUGAGUACCCUCGCCCAUCAUGGAUUCAUCUAUGUUCCUUUGGGAUAUAAGAAUGUGUUCCCGCUACUUGCAAACCUUGACGAAAUUCACGGCGGGUCUCCCUGGGGAGCUGGUACCUUUGCGGGCGCGGAUGGUAGUCGUCAACCAACUGCUUUGGAGAUUGAGAUUGCCGAAAACCAGGGCAAGGAUUUCUGGAAGGCUGUUUCCAAGGUUCAACAUUAG